AUGUUAAAAAUAUAAAUAUAAAUUAAUAAAAAAUAUGAAGUACAAGACCCUAGUCUUUUUUUAAAAAGUCAUUAUAUUAACGAAUCAAUGCGCGCCAAAAUGAUUGACUGGGUAAUAGAAGUUACUAAAUCAUAUAAUUUAUCUGAAGAUACCUUCGCUCUUACAAUAAAUACAAUGGAUAGAUAUUUUUAAUAAUGCAAUAGAAUUUUAUAAGUACAUGAAUUACAUGUAAUUGGAGUUUCAUGUAUGUUUAUUGCAAGUAAAUAUGAAGAAAUUGUGCCUUUUAAUUUAAAAGUCUUACAUGAAAAGAUUGCCCAUAAAAAAAUUUCUACAGAUUAAAUAAAAGCUAUGGAAGCUGAUGUUUUAAAUGUACUUGAAUAUAGUAUUAAUUAUGGAGGAAAUUAUUUAAGCUAGUUAACUUAUUCUUACUUUGGCGAAAAAUUAUGA
This is a messenger RNA of Ichthyophthirius multifiliis, 447 nucleotides long. Its product is annotated as n-terminal domain protein. The record is from RefSeq and is a predicted model, not a curated record. Gene Ontology annotation, biological process: regulation of cyclin-dependent protein serine/threonine kinase activity; mitotic cell cycle phase transition. Gene Ontology annotation, cellular component: cytoplasm; nucleus; cyclin-dependent protein kinase holoenzyme complex. Lineage: Eukaryota; Ciliophora; Oligohymenophorea; Hymenostomatida. The transcript is spliced from 4 exons. Gene Ontology annotation, molecular function: cyclin-dependent protein serine/threonine kinase regulator activity.